Messenger RNA from Aedes albopictus (Asian tiger mosquito), 1267 nucleotides. It is a transcript of the gene san, whose product is annotated as probable N-acetyltransferase san. The coding region runs from base 210 to 836 and encodes 208 amino acids. The transcript is spliced from 2 exons. Gene Ontology annotation, molecular function: N-acetyltransferase activity. Gene Ontology annotation, biological process: mitotic sister chromatid cohesion. The record is from RefSeq and is a predicted model, not a curated record. NCBI's taxonomy places the organism in Eukaryota, Metazoa, Arthropoda, Insecta, Diptera, Culicidae. Gene Ontology annotation, cellular component: NatA complex.
AAAACCUGUCAAAAUUCGUUCCGACGGUGUUCUGUUCGGUCGCGUUCGAUUAUUCUUUCUCUCGAUCCUGGUGCAAAAAUUCUUUCGGAGGAGCCAAAAGCUUCUUGGUUUUUCGCUGAUUUCCCGUCGCAAGCUAGCCUCUUCCGGACUCGGACUGUUUCUCCCGAUAGGCACUGUUUGGGGAGCUGCUUUUCAAAUUCAAAACCACAAUGACCAGGGCAAACAUCGAACUUGGCGAUGUCACGCAUCACAAUCUGAAACAGCUGAAGAAGAUCAACACAGUUGUGCUCCCGGUUCUGUACAACGACAAGUUCUACCUGGAUGUGCUGGAAUCGGGAGAGCUAGCCAAGUUGGCCUACUACAAUGAUGUGGUCGUUGGUGCCGUCUGCUCCCGCAUCGACACUUCGGACAAUCUCCGGAGGCUAUACAUUAUGACCUUAGGAUGCUUAUACCCGUAUCGGCGCCUGGGGAUCGGCUCCGUCAUGGUCAAACACAUCCUAAACUAUGUGGAAAAUGACGGAAACUUCGACAGCAUAUUCCUCCAUGUGAAGGUCGACAACGAAGGCGCAAUCGAGUUCUACAAAAAGUUUGGAUUCGAAAUUGUCGAGACCAAGCAGCAUUACUACAAACGCAUCGAACCGGCCGAUGCCCAUGUGCUACAGAAGACGCUAACCAGACGCGGAAAUCAAAACCAACAACAACAACAGCAGCAGCAACAGCAACAACAACAACAUCAUCAUCAGAACGGAGUCGGAGGCAACAACAUCAACCAGAGCAGUCAAAGCAUUCAAAACUCCACCUCCCAGCAACAGCAGGCACCGGAGAAGAACCGAUAAAGAGGAGUGAACCAGAUCAUUAACGACGGUAGGAGAGUUUAUUCGAUUUGUUAUUUAUUGAGCACCGACAGCAUCAUCAGAGAGCAUCAGAGCCAUGCUUCGGAGGUACAUUUUUGAAAAAUUCACACGUCGCACCAAUUUUGAGUUUCCUUUGGGAAAAGUUAGCGAAGGAUCUUCUUUUCUUUUUUAAUGAAACGUACACACUUUUAUUUGCUGCCAAAUUUUUAUCCAGUAUCUGGUGGUUUACCUUUUUAUGUUUGUCUGCAGCGUGCCGCGGAUGUUGAUCCGCAGGUUUUAGCGCUGCAGAAUGUACCUACAUUCAUUUGGAAAGUGUUUAAACUGUGCGGAGCGAACGAUUAUUUUAAGAAAAAAAAUGAUAUCUCAAUGGGUUUAAUAGAGGUCGAAUAAAGUGGUAGGCGAACAAUGCAAAA